AUGCCCUUGGACACAUCAUCAUACACUCUUGCGCAUCUGCGCCUGGACGGAAGGAGAUGGAAUGAACUGCGACGAUGCCACGGACAAAUGUCGACACAGGCCGCCGCCGACGGUUCCAGCUACCUCGAGAUGGGCAACACAAAGGUCAUUUGCACAGUCACUGGUCCAACAGAAUCGCGGCGAUCAGGAGGUACCGGCAAUGCUGAAGCAAAGAUUGAGGUCGAGAUUGGCUUGGCUGGCUUCAGCGGUGUCGAGCGCAAGAGACGUGGAAGAGGUGACAACGAGAUGCAGCACACAAUCGCUUCAGCCUUUGCCGACACUCUCUCAACACAAUUGUACCCUCACAGCACCAUCACCAUCAACCUGCACAUCCUCUCUCAGGACGGCUCAUUACUAGCUGCAUGCAUCAACGCCUCAACUCUCGCUCUCAUUGAUGCUGGUAUUCCCAUGACCGACUACAUCUCAGCCUGUACAGCCGGCAGUACCGCGUCCUACGCUUCCAACGACGAGCAAGCCGACCCUCUACUCGAUCUGAACGGCAUGGAAGAGCAGGAGCUGCCUUUCCUGACUGUUGCGACCCUUGGCACAGACGACAAGAUCAGCGUUCUCAUGAUGGAGACCAGAGUUCAGCUCGCUCGUCUUGAGGCCAUGAUCGCUGUUGGUGUCGACGGCUGCAAGCAAAUCAGGAACACCCUCGAUGGUAUUGUUCGCCAGCACGGCAACACUUUGCUGCAAAAGACCGUGACUUGA
This is a messenger RNA of Aureobasidium musti, 750 nucleotides long. Lineage: Eukaryota; Fungi; Ascomycota; Dothideomycetes; Dothideales; Saccotheciaceae. The record is from the annotation of a GenBank genome assembly.